ACCUAUCUCUGCGACCGAGAGAUCUUUAUUCGAAUGGGACAGGCUUUCUGGUCCCGUGGCCCUGCGCUGUCUGCCCGGUUCACCGCAGUGGACUUCCCCUCCCUUCAGCCCCAAUACGCUUCCGGGGAUGACUUUGUGUCUUUGCUCCAAGCGCAGGUUGAGCUGACCACCCUCUUCGGUAACGCUCAUGACAUCCUGUUUGCUUCUAAGCAGAGGACUGCUGAACUCAUAGUGCGUGGUGACUAUACCAAGUACAUUGACGAUGCAAGUCGCGCCAUCGUUGCGUGGGAUCUGGUAUGGACCCGGUUGACAGCCCCCUCUCACCUCAAGUGCUGCUUGAGAAUGAUGGAGAAGUACCUCCGUCUCUACGUGAAUGCCUUUGCUUUUCAAGCUGUUCUGUACAGGGCAUCGUUAUCUGGCACAGAUGUAUCGAGGGUCUCGUGUUUCCCGCAUUCAGCCAUGGCGAGCCCGGAUGCACGAAUGGUUUACGAGGCAGUUGAUGCUGCGGAGGCACUGCUCAAGAUUGCAAUCGAGGACAUUGACCCUGAGAGACACUUGCGGUUCAUGCCAGCUCGGUUUUGCUUGUAUGAGAUACAUUCAGCCGUCUUCCUCUACAAGGCUCAUGCAGCCGGAGCAAUUUCGUUUGGGAAACACGCCCAGACUGCCAAUCUCAUGCGACGGUUUGUAGGCGUUUUAGAAACUGCAGCCACAAAUACCGACCACAUUGCGUCCAAGUAUGCAAAGCUGCUCAAUGGUUUGUGGUUUCAUAAGAGAGGAUCGAGAGGUGAUGCCACCAGAAAUCGGGUUUCUGAGGAAAGGGCACAAGCCGAUGAAGUUGGCAAUCUCGCCAUGGAUCAAGUCAAUGAUGAUGAACAUGAUGACGACACAAGCCAUCUCCCCUCCUUCGAUGAGAUUGGUCUCCAACCUUUGGACUAG
Molecule: messenger RNA, 936 nt
Organism: Colletotrichum phormii
Lineage: Eukaryota; Fungi; Ascomycota; Sordariomycetes; Glomerellales; Glomerellaceae
Exons: 2
Cellular component (GO): nucleus
Molecular function (GO): DNA-binding transcription factor activity, RNA polymerase II-specific
Source: RefSeq, a predicted model, not a curated record